Messenger RNA from Podarcis raffonei (Aeolian wall lizard), 4176 nucleotides. RefSeq names its product dachshund family transcription factor 2 (gene DACH2). The coding region runs from base 292 to 2505 and encodes 737 amino acids. The record is from RefSeq and is a predicted model, not a curated record. The transcript is spliced from 13 exons. NCBI's taxonomy places the organism in Eukaryota, Metazoa, Chordata, Lepidosauria, Squamata, Lacertidae.
GCCGGCCGCUGCCGCUCCGCGCUCCUCCUCCGCCCCUUCGCUGGGAAGUGGGAGGCGACUCCGCGAGCGGCUGGGUCGUGGGAGUGCGCGCGGGGUGUUUUUUCCCUCCCCUCUCCCCCACUUCUUCCCCUUUCUCUCCUCUCUCGCUCUGCGUCUCGGUCUCCUCCGUUUCCUCGAGUGUUGCAAACAGUUUCGGGUGGAAAAGUGGAGCCGGCAAGGUUGGAUGCUGUAGCUGCCGCCGCCGCUGCCGCCGCCGCCGAUGAUCCAGGCACCCGGGGCGGAGUAGAAAGCAUGGCCGUGUCUUCUCCCCCGAUUAUCCCGGCAACUUCGAGCGGCGGCGGCGGCAGCGGGGGCAGCGGCGGCACCGGCAGCGCCAGCAGCGCCGCCAGCGCUGGGGGCUUGUUCCGGGCGGACGCGCUCUAUCCCUCCAGCCCGUCGGAGUCCCCGCGCCUGACUAGCAGCCUCAUCCACAGCUUCAUCGCCAGCACCGCCAACGCCGCCACUGGCGUGCCGGGCAGCGGAGCUGGAGCAGGAGGAGGAGGAGGUGGUGGUGGCGGCGGCGGCGGGAACGAGUGCAAGAUGGUCGACCUGCACGGGGUGAAGGUGGCUUCAUUCCUGGUGGACGGGCAGGAGCUGAUUUGCCUGCCGCAGGUCUUCGACCUCUUCCUCAAGCACCUGGUCGGAGGGCUGCACACCGUCUACACCAAACUCAAGAGGCUGGACAUCGCGCCCGUGGUGUGCACCGUGGAGCAAGUGCGUAUCCUGCGCGGGCUGGGCGCCAUCCAGCCCGGCGUCAACCGCUGCAAACUCAUCACGAGGAAGGACUUCGAAACUUUGUACAACGACUGCACCAAUGCCAGUUCACGACCAGGAAGACCCCCCAAGCGCUCUCUGGGGGUUGCAAUACAAGAGAACACGCGCCUCCUGCCCCACGGAGUACCAGGCCUCUUAUCACCAGGACUUAUCUCCCCAACAGAUAUAAGAACUUUGUUUUUCCCUGAUGAAAGCCACAUAAAGUUUGCAGAGCUCAAGACCCUUCAAAUACAAGGUCUAACAGCAGCUGCCAUGGCAGAGGCGAUGAAAUUGCAGAAGAUGAAGCUGAUGGCCAUGAAUAGCCUUCAUGGAAGUGGGAGUCAGAAUGGGACAGAAUCUGAGAAUGAGGAGCUGAAUUCCAAUGCAGGUGGAAGUGAAUCUUCAUGGGAUAAAGAGAAACUUCAGUCACCCAUCCCACCGGGAUCUCAUCACGGGGUCAGCCAUGCGACUCUGGCAGGGCAACCAAGUUUGGGAAGUGCUCAUCCUCUCAGCCCUCUGCAGCAAAACCAUCUGCUCACAAACAGAAUAGAUCUGCCUUUUAUGAUGAUGCCUCACCCACUUCUCCCAGUUGGCCUACCUCCUGCUUCGGUGGCAAUGGCUAUGAAUCAGAUGAACCAUCUCAACACCAUAGCUAACAUGGCAGCUGCAGCUCAGAUGCACAGUCCUCUUUCAAGAGCAGGAGCUUCAGUUAUAAAGGAGAGAAUUCAUGACAGCCCUUCACCAGCCCCGUCCAUGGAAGAGAGUCAGCGGCCCGGGAGUCAUGCCUCUUCACACCAGAGCAGCAGCAUUUCAAGUUCUCCAUCGCAGCUUGACAACACAUCAGAUAGAAUUGGCAUGCUGCCAACUAAUAGAGAUGGUGAACCUGUGGAUCAAGAGCCUGGGCCCAACCCAAAGAAACUCCUGAAGGAAAAAGAAGAGAUGCAGAUUGGCAUCCCAAUAAUGGCACCAGCCCUAGAGAAGAUCCAACUGGCUGGGCAGAGUGUUCCUCCUGGUUUCCGUGCACCUUUUCUUUUUGCAGAUGGAUUGUCCUCCGUAGAAACUUUAUUAACCAACAUACAGGGGUUGCUGAAAGUUGCUGUAGAUAAUGCUCGAGUGCAGGAGAAACAGAUCCAGCAGGAAAAGAAAGAGUUGAAGAUGGAGCUGUGCAGGGAGAGAGAACUGAGAGAGAGUCUGGAAAGGCAACUCACUGCUGAGCUGCAGAACAGAGCAAUAAUUCAAAAGCGCUUGAAGAAAGAGAAGAAAGCCAAGAGAAAAUUGCAAGAAGCUCUUGAGUUUGAAUCAAAGAGGAGAGAGCAAGCGGAACAGGCACUUAAACAGGCAACAUCAGGCGAUAGUCUCAGGAUGCUAAAUGAUGCUGGGAUUCCAGACAUGGAGGCGGAACGCAAUGGAACCCAACAUGACAGUGCGCCAAUGCAAGAUUUCUCCACCUGUGGCCCUCCAGAUAUCGUUUGUCUCAAGCAGCAAAAUCUCUCAGGCCGGUCUUGCCCUUGGAAACCACCACUGUUUCCUCAGCAUGCAAGUCUUAACUCUUCACUCUUGUGUGGGCGUCCAGCAGGCAGUUGCAUUGUAAAGCCGAAGAAAAGAUUCACAUUUGAAUGUUCUUCUGUUUCAGUUGCCAUAACUCACUUGCGGGGCCAAAUGCAGGGAUGGUGCAUCAACCAAUUUUUAUCAACCAAUCUCCGUUUCCCAUAAAAUAAACAUACUGGGUGUCAUUAAGUGCACCUUCAGAUCAAUGAUUUUUGCAAAUGACAUUCAAGUACCGUUCGAGUGGUACAUUUUUUGCUGAUAAAAGCAAAUUAAAUUAGCACAACUACAAGCGGUGCUGAUAAAAACUGAAGCUCGAACAGCAGCACCAUUAGCUAACAAAGUAAUAUUUUCUCUUUACUGCUUUCUGCCAUUUAGUUAUUAUCCUAUUGGAAAUCUAAUUAUAAUCCUUUUACUCCCCAGUCAAACUUCACAGUUUUUGCAAGCUUAGCACUGACAUGUGAUUUCAUUACGUUUGAUUGCUCGCACCCAGAUUGACUUAACUUCACUCGGAGACCUAAAAGCCCUCUCAGUUUCUCAGAUUCCCUGUUUGCACAUUACAGCAACAGCUCCUUUAAUUAAUUAGCAUGAACAGCAGUAACAUGAACUGCUGAACAGAAAAUAACAUCAUUUUAUGAUCGCAGGGAGACUUCUCCUUUUGCAUGUUUAUACCUUAGUUAACUUUUGUAUAUUAUUAUAUUUCAUUUAGUAAGAGCCUGUAGGUGCAAAAAAGAGGAAAAUAAUAACCCAUGCUAGUGUUUCAUCUUUCUCUUCUUCUAUAAAAAUAAGAGUUAAUACUCCUUAAUAUUACAGAUGUACUAACACAGAAAACAUGAAAAUCUUCACGUUUAAAAAACAAAAUAACAGCAAACUUGUAGGGUGAUUAAAUUGAGCACAUUUAGAGGCCAGUGAUUUCAUUUGGAAAGUCUUGACAAAAUCAGUGAGACCUUAAAAGAAGGCCUGAGCAGAAUCUUCUGAAAUAGAAUAUUUUGAAAUUGAAAGUUAGAAUGGUGGGAGGUAUCCCUUCUUUGCCACCACUUUGUAGUUCUGGCAGCAGCAGUAACCACAUUCCCUGCCACUGUUCAGCACCCAUGUUUUGCUUUAGUUGCAGCAGAAAAUAUGAGCCUCACUCUGGUUUGGCUUCAUGAUAUCAUCACAAAACCAUUUUAUUGUCCUCACUCUGAAUUGGCUUUGUUGGCUCAUCAUGAAAUCAAAUCAGAGUGAGGGCAUUGCUUUCUUGCUCUUGCUCUCAUGUUGCAUUAUGCAGCUAAAAGAAAUAAUGGGUGCCUCUCAUCAACAUGGGGUACCACCAGUGUUGCCAGUGGCAGAAACAGAACUGGCAAACUAUUUGUCUCUGUUCCCACCUCAUCCUGAAGAAUCACUGGAAGGGGGAACGUUUUGUACAUCUUGAAAAGGGUGAAGAUGAGACUGAAGCUUGAGAGCUCCAGUUUUUACUGUAUGUAAUCUGGAAUAGAGUUAGAGCACCAAUCAGCUAGUAUGCUUUGCUAAACCCCCUUCUCACUAAAUUACUGUAUGACCUAAGUAAAGGGGAACAAUUCAAAUAUGUGGGACCCCCUCCUUCAGAAAUGGUACAGUCUAGCAUUAUAGUUUGCUUAUUGGACUGUUUUUAUUGGUCCUCGCUGAGGACUAUCAAGGACAAGAGCAGAGCUUUUCUCCUUAGCAUUUAUUUAUUUGCUGGCUUGCCAUUUAAUUGCCAAAACUCUACAUGUAGGGAGAGAUUUGAACACACAGCAGUGUAUUCAAACAUGCAGUCCUGCCACUUACACUCUGAAGUUUUCAAGUCCCAAGAGAGCAUAAGAACUGGCCUAUAGAAGCUGU